UUGUCUUUAGCCCUUUGAUUUUUUUUGGCAUGCUUAUGAAUUUGCUUUUCUUUUUAAAAAUCCCCCUUAUAGAUUUGUAUAGAUUUGGUUGAAGUCACAGAUGCCAUAUUCUUCAUCUUUAUAAUGCCAGUUUUCUUUCCAGGUAGAAGGACAAGAAACUAAUGAGCCAAUGCCAUAGAAACGCAAAGGGUUAAAGGUUUUUCUUUUACUUUUGUUUUGGGUACGCUUUCUUUACUUUGAACAAAUGUGUUUUUCUGCUCAAAAUACUUUCAAAUUAUUGAAAGUUUUCAUUCCAAGUCUUAGAUUUUUAGGAUUGUUACUUUUGAGAAACUGUUUCCACAUUAGAGCUCCCCUCAUAUUGCUCUAAAUAUAGUUUAGUAAAUGCACCUACUUUGCUCUAAGCAUACUUAAAGUUAAAACAAAAGUAUGUAUACAAAGACUUUGAUAUUUUUAAUAGUUGGAGUCUGUUUUGCUAAUUUUAGUGUGCAGGUCAGCACAAGGGGCAUAGUGAGCCUGAUGGAAGCUUUCCUCAGGUGAGUGAGUUUCAAGAUCAAAGUUAGGUGCCUGUUUCUUAAAAUUAGAUUCUGCUGCAGGUUUACAAAUUAGACUUUCAGCCUGCAUGAAUUAGUAGGGAUAUUCUUUUUUUUACUUGCAUAAUUGUAAUUGAUUUAAACAUGUAUGUCAGAAUUCACAGGCCCAUACUAACUGUCCUUAAUUUCUUUCCUACAGCAGUACUGCUAUAUGCCAGUCCUGUCUGCAUUCUUAAGGGUGCAGUUCAACACAUCCUCUCUAGAUUAUGGUGAAAAAGUAUUCCAAAGGAAGUCUUAUCAGAGAUAGUGUCAGAAAGAAUGACACUACCAAUUGGGCAUGAUCUUCAGCAUAGGAAAUGUCUUAGACCUUUAUUAGUUUUUCCUAAAUUGUGAUGCUAUACUACUUGUAUAGCUAAUUAUCACAUUUCUAAAACGUAGUGUGCCUCUGUGAAUCUUGUUAUAUAUUGUUUGGGCUUCUUUAAGAUAUUUUGAAGUUUGAAAAGCAAAUACUGAAACUUUAACCAAGAGACUAACACAUCUCUUUGUACACCACUUUUUUUCUGUAUGCAUCAUAAUAACUGGUAGAAGUAAUAUAUUUCAAGUAAUAUGUUUCCAGUUGUUAUUUAUACUUUCUGAGAAAAUAAAAAUAUGUUUCUGGGUCAACAAAAAGUAAAAAUCAUGAAGCCCUUUUUAGUAACAUGACAUCAGAAUAAGAUUAGAGGUAUAUUUUUAAAAAUCAGAUUUUCUAAACUAUAACUGUUUUAGAACAUUGUAUGAAGAACUUAUCUAGUCAUAGUUACUUGUAGUCAGGAUUUUAACAGCUUGCAACAGGUAAUGUUUUGAAUAUAAAUAUCUUUCCAAAGUGUUACUAAUGGUAAAGAGAUAAUUUUCUAGGCUUCUAUUCUGCUGCUUGAAGUCAGAACUGCUGAUGGAGACAAAGGCACGAAAGUGAGGGAAGACCCCUGAUCCUAAAAUGAAUGCUAGGACUUACAUGGAUGUAAUGCGAGAACAACAUUUAACUAAAGAAGAGAGAGAAAUUAGGCAACAGCUAGCAGAAAAAGCUAAAGCUGGAGAACUAAAAGUCGUCAAUGGAGCAGCAGCAUCCCAGCCUCCCUCAAAACGAAAACGGCGUUGGGAUCAAACAGCUGAUCAGACUCCUGGUGCCACUCCAAAAAAGCUAUCAAGUUGGGAUCAAGCAGAGACCCCUGGACAUACCCCUUCCUUAAGAUGGGAUGAGACACCAGGUCGUGCAAAAGGAAGUGAGACUCCUGGAGCCACCCCAGGCUCAAAAAUAUGGGAUCCUACACCUAGUCACACACCUGCGGGCGCUGCUACCCCUGGACGGGGCGAUACACCAGGCCACGCGACACCAGGCCAUGGAGGUGCAACUUCCAGUGCUCGUAAAAACAGAUGGGAUGAGACCCCCAAAACAGAAAGAGAUACUCCUGGACAUGGAAGUGGAUGGGCUGAGACUCCUCGAACAGAUCGAGGUGGAGAUUCCAUUGGUGAAACACCAACUCCUGGAGCCAGUAAAAGAAAGUCACGUUGGGAUGAAACACCAGCUAGUCAGAUGGGUGGAAGCACUCCUGUUCUGACCCCUGGAAAGACACCAAUUGGCACGCCAGCGAUGAACAUGGCUACCCCUACUCCAGGUCACAUAAUGAGUAUGACUCCUGAACAGCUUCAGGCUUGGCGGUGGGAGAGAGAAAUUGAUGAGAGAAAUCGCCCAUUGUCUGAUGAAGAAUUAGAUGCUAUGUUCCCAGAAGGAUAUAAGGUACUUCCCCCUCCAGCUGGAUAUGUUCCUAUUCGAACUCCAGCUCGAAAGCUGACAGCAACUCCAACACCUUUGGGUGGUAUGACAGGUUUCCACAUGCAAACUGAAGAUAGAACUAUGAAAAGUGUUAAUGACCAACCAUCUGGAAAUCUUCCAUUUUUAAAACCUGAUGAUAUUCAGUACUUUGAUAAACUUUUGGUUGAUGUUGAUGAAUCAACACUUAGUCCGGAAGAGCAAAAAGAGAGAAAAAUAAUGAAGUUGCUUUUAAAAAUUAAGAAUGGAACACCUCCAAUGAGAAAAGCUGCAUUGCGUCAGAUUACUGAUAAAGCUCGUGAAUUUGGAGCUGGUCCUUUGUUUAAUCAAAUUCUUCCUCUGCUGAUGUCGCCUACACUUGAGGAUCAAGAGCGUCAUUUACUUGUAAAAGUUAUUGAUAGAAUAUUAUACAAACUUGAUGACUUAGUUCGACCAUAUGUGCACAAGAUCCUGGUGGUCAUUGAACCAUUGUUGAUUGAUGAGGAUUACUAUGCUAGAGUGGAAGGCCGAGAGAUUAUUUCUAAUUUGGCAAAGGCUGCUGGUCUGGCUACUAUGAUCUCUACCAUGAGACCUGAUAUAGAUAACAUGGAUGAGUAUGUCCGUAACACAACAGCUAGAGCUUUUGCUGUUGUAGCCUCUGCCCUGGGCAUUCCUUCAUUAUUGCCUUUCUUAAAAGCUGUGUGCAAAAGCAAGAAGUCCUGGCAAGCAAGACACACUGGUAUAAAAAUUGUACAGCAAAUAGCUAUUCUCAUGGGCUGUGCCAUCUUGCCACAUCUCAGAAGUUUAGUUGAAAUCAUUGAACAUGGUCUUGUGGAUGAGCAGCAGAAAGUUCGGACCAUUAGUGCUUUGGCCAUUGCUGCCUUGGCUGAAGCAGCAACUCCUUAUGGUAUCGAAUCUUUUGAUUCUGUGUUAAAGCCUCUAUGGAAGGGUAUCCGCCAACACAGAGGAAAGGGCCUGGCCGCUUUCUUAAAGGCUAUUGGGUAUCUUAUUCCUCUCAUGGAUGCAGAAUAUGCCAACUACUAUACUAGAGAAGUGAUGUUAAUUCUUAUUCGAGAAUUCCAAUCUCCUGAUGAAGAAAUGAAGAAAAUUGUGCUGAAGGUGGUAAAGCAGUGUUGUGGAACAGAUGGUGUAGAAGCAAACUACAUUAAAACAGAGAUCCUUCCUCCUUUUUUUAAACACUUCUGGCAACACAGAAUGGCUUUGGAUAGAAGAAAUUACCGGCAGUUAGUUGAUACUACUGUGGAGUUGGCAAACAAAGUAGGUGCAGCAGAAAUUAUAUCCAGGAUUGUGGAUGAUCUGAAAGAUGAAGCUGAACAGUACAGAAAAAUGGUGAUGGAGACAAUUGAGAAAAUUAUGGGCAACUUGGGAGCAGCAGACAUUGAUCAUAAACUUGAAGAACAACUGAUUGAUGGUAUUCUUUAUGCUUUUCAAGAACAGACUACAGAGGACUCAGUAAUGUUGAACGGCUUUGGCACAGUGGUCAAUGCUCUUGGCAAACGAGUCAAACCGUACUUGCCUCAGAUCUGCGGUACAGUUUUGUGGCGUUUAAAUAACAAAUCAGCAAAAGUUAGGCAACAGGCAGCUGACUUGAUCUCUCGAACGGCUGUUGUCAUGAAGACUUGUCAAGAGGAAAAAUUGAUGGGGCACUUGGGUGUUGUUUUGUAUGAGUAUUUGGGCGAAGAGUACCCUGAAGUAUUGGGCAGCAUUCUUGGAGCACUGAAGGCCAUUGUAAAUGUAAUAGGUAUGCAUAAGAUGACUCCACCAAUUAAAGAUCUGCUGCCUAGACUCACCCCCAUCUUAAAGAAUAGGCAUGAGAAAGUACAAGAGAAUUGUAUUGAUCUUGUUGGACGUAUUGCUGAUAGGGGAGCUGAAUAUGUGUCUGCAAGAGAAUGGAUGAGGAUUUGCUUUGAGCUUUUAGAGCUCUUAAAAGCUCACAAAAAAGCUAUUCGUAGAGCCACAGUCAACACAUUUGGUUAUAUUGCAAAGGCCAUUGGCCCUCAUGAUGUAUUGGCUACACUUUUAAACAACCUCAAAGUUCAGGAAAGGCAGAACAGAGUUUGUACCACUGUAGCAAUAGCUAUUGUCGCUGAAACAUGUUCACCCUUCACAGUACUACCUGCCUUAAUGAAUGAAUACAGAGUUCCUGAACUGAAUGUUCAAAAUGGAGUGUUAAAAUCACUUUCCUUCUUGUUUGAAUAUAUUGGUGAGAUGGGAAAGGACUACAUUUAUGCUGUAACACCACUCCUUGAAGAUGCUUUAAUGGAUAGGGACCUUGUACACAGACAGACGGCUAGUGCAGUGGUGCAACACAUGUCACUUGGGGUUUAUGGAUUUGGUUGUGAAGAUUCACUGAAUCACUUGUUGAACUAUGUAUGGCCCAAUGUGUUUGAGACAUCUCCCCAUGUAAUUCAGGCAGUUAUGGGGGCCCUGGAGGGUCUGAGAGUUGCUAUUGGACCAUGUAGAAUGCUGCAGUAUUGUUUACAGGGUUUGUUUCACCCAGCCCGGAAAGUCAGAGAUGUGUAUUGGAAAAUUUACAACUCCAUCUACAUUGGUUCACAGGAUGCUCUCAUAGCACAUUAUCCAAGAAUCUACAAUGAUGAUAAGAACACCUAUAUUCGUUAUGAACUUGACUAUAUCUUGUAACUUUAUUGUUUAUUUUGUGUUUAAUGCACAGCUGUUUCACACCUUAAACUUGCUUCGAUUUGGUGAUGUAAACUUUUAAACAUUGCAGAUCAGCAUAGAACUGGUCAUAGAGGAAGAGCUAGAAAUCCAGUAGCAUGAUUUUUAAAUAACCUGUCUUUGUUUUUGAUGUUAAACAGUAAACGCCAGUAGUGACCAAGAACACAGUGAUUGCACACACUAUUCUGGAGGGCUUUCAUUUUUAAUUCAUCUUUAUGAAGAUUUAGAAUUCAUUCCUGUGUUUAAAGGGAAUGUUUAAUUGAGAAAUAAACAUUUGUGUACAAAAUGCUAACUUGUGUGUGUUUUUUGAACAUGACUUGUAAAAUACGGAACUUUGAUAAAGUACUGGUUUGUGUAGAAUAAGUGGCUUUAUAUCAUUUUCUGUCACCUGGUUUAUAGAAAGUAGCAGAAUACAAGUGAUAUAAAGUGAUGGCAUCUUUGUCAAAAUUCCAUUGUUCUGUUGAUAAUGACAUUGAGAAGAGUAGCUUUGGGGGUGUUCACCUCAAACUAGUACAACCCUUCCAUCACCAUAGAAACUAUAGCAUCUUUGCUGAACUGUCUUGAAUAAUAUUAUUUUGCACUUACAUAGCGCCUUUCAUCUCUUGAUUUCUCAAAAUGCUUUAUGAACAUGCUUAAGGGAAGUGAUUCAAGUCAUAUCCAACUCUUGAUGAUUCUGUGUAGAACGUGGGGCAAGUGUCUUUACUUUAAAACUGCCUUGUACCUAUUGGGAGUGAGGCUACUACCUAAGUAAUGCUAGUUAGAAUAAGACAAUCUUUGGGCUCUUUUCCCAUGUCAUAAGCCACUAUUCAACAAUAUAUUUAGUAAAUACCUGUUAAACACCUACUGUAUACCAGCCAGUGUGCUUAGUUGUAGGGAUGCAAAGGUGCUUUUGACAUGCCCCUUGCCCUUAAGAAAUGCAGUAUAAUGGAAAAGGGGAGACAUCUAGUUACAGAUUAGUUAUGUACUGAUAUUAUACAACGGUAGCAGCUGAAAUGUCUAGGUUUGCUUAGUUUUGCAUUUAGUAAUCAGAUAAUGAAUUGAUCUGUAGGUGUCAAGCAUAAACUGAAAUGCCAUUUAAAUCUAGAGGAACCAAGCAUUAAGGCAGUAAUUUUUUAUAUAUAAUAAAGUAUAUCUUCAGUUUUCCCUAAUUUUCUGGCCAAAAAUUUCUUAGUCCUUCACUUCCCAUAGCUGUUUUAUUUUGUCUCCUUAUGUAAUAGUAUUGAAUACUUCUGUGCAGUCUAAUGGGAAAUGAGCUUCUGCAGCAGCCUAAGCAUAGGAUGACUCUGCCACAGUAAGUAAAACCAGUAUACUGAGACUAGGAGGUUUAUUGAUUGAACUGUUAAUACUUAGGGCUCCCUGUUGUGGAGGCUUACUUGAGAAACAGCUUAUAAUUGGCUGACUUGUACAGAAUUGAUAUUGAGCAUUAGCUGACCCUCCAGGCAGAAUUUAUAACUCGUUUCUUGUGUGACAUAACUUUGUGACAACAUGGUAAUGUGUACUAAAUUUCCAAAAUUAUCUUUUUAGAAGUUUUUGUAAUAAUAGCCCCCAUACAACUUUAAAUCUUGCUUUUCUCUGUAUUCGAUGUCAGAUGACCUUCAGUAAUUACUAAUCAUGAAAAUUGAAUACAAUGGAUUUCAAAGGGAAAAUUUGGUUUUAAACCAGUCUUGGGGAAAUUUAGUUACAUUUUCGCUUCAGGUACUUGUAUAACUUGAAUUUGCUUGGGCCCUUGCUCUUUAUGUAAAACAUCUGUGCUUUGUAGUGGCAGUGUUGAGCAAAGGAGGCUUUACCUGUAAGUGACUUUUUACUGAUACAAAUUUGAGGACAGAGGUGAGGCAAAUACUGAGGCCUACGAUCUUGAAAGUUGGGACCAAAUCGAGGCUCACAAAUGUUUGGAUUAUUUUACAUACUUAUUUGAAUCAGGAAAGCAUUUUGUGAGGUACUCAUGUGAAAGACGCUAUGUGAAGUUUUAACUAUCUUUCAAAGACUUUUUCUUUCGCACUUUCCUUUGGUGUUUCUUAAAGCCAGACUUAAGCAGGAAGAAAUUAAUGUUCUUAAGGGGACAGUAGGUGGGUCUUUCUGUGGGCUUUUGCUGGUUUUUCUGUGGGCCCUCUAAUGGAAAUGAUCUCUUUGGCUGUUCAAUUUUUUUCUUAUUGUAUUUUUUAAAUUUGUUGUAUGGUGCCCUGUGAGCAUCAAGUACCACCAGAUGAAUAAAACUUCUUAUAUCUAAA
Molecule: messenger RNA, 7244 nt
Organism: Aethalodelphis obliquidens (Pacific white-sided dolphin)
Lineage: Eukaryota; Metazoa; Chordata; Mammalia; Artiodactyla; Delphinidae
Gene: SF3B1
Product: splicing factor 3b subunit 1
Exons: 22
Coding region: 1504-4980 (1158 amino acids)
Biological process (GO): spliceosomal complex assembly
Molecular function (GO): mRNA binding
Source: RefSeq, a predicted model, not a curated record